Messenger RNA from Vanderwaltozyma polyspora DSM 70294, 2166 nucleotides. It is a transcript of the gene MPS3, whose product is annotated as Mps3p. Gene Ontology annotation, cellular component: meiotic nuclear membrane microtubule tethering complex; nuclear envelope. The record is from RefSeq and is a predicted model, not a curated record. Gene Ontology annotation, molecular function: protein-membrane adaptor activity. The transcript has a single exon. NCBI's taxonomy places the organism in Eukaryota, Fungi, Ascomycota, Saccharomycetes, Saccharomycetales, Saccharomycetaceae. The coding region runs from base 1 to 2166 and encodes 721 amino acids. Gene Ontology annotation, biological process: nuclear envelope organization.
AUGAAGGGUGGAAAGGAUAGACAUGAGGUUGUGGAGGUGAAUAAUGGCAAUGGGUCCAUGAAGAAGGCCUAUAAGGAUUUGUUGAUGGAAAGGAUCUCAAUUGGGAACUCUAGGGUUCAGAGGGGGCCGUUAGCCGAAGGUGGUGGUAGCGGUAGUAGCAUUGAGGAUACAGCAGAGGGGACUACUAAUAGAUAUAAUAUUGGCAUGAUUGAAGAGACUGGUGAGUCCAUAAAUGAUUACGAUGAUUUCAAGAAAAAUAUACUUAAUAAUGAGAGCAUAUCCGAUGGCAACGAUGAAGAUUACGAAGAUGAUGACUGGUUGAAUUACAGCGACAAUGACGAUGACGAUGAUGAUGUUGACGAUGAUGAUGAUGAAGGCAACAGUCUCCAAGAGGCAAAUGAAAGUUUUAUAGAAGAUUAUGAUGAAAUUGAUGAUUAUACAUCAACAGAUAUGGAAAAUAUAUCUACAGAGGACACGGAUUAUGAAUAUGAAGACGAAUAUGACACUAUGCUUCAUGACAAAUCUGUAAGGUAUAAUGAAGACAUAACUACUAGUAAUUCGAAUAAAUUUUUGAGAAAUAUCUCAUUAGGAAUUACAAUGAUGUUUAUUUUGCUUCUAACGAUACCAUUGAUUCUAAAUGGUAAAACAGAUAGCUCUAUUAGUGAAUUUUCUACAAUAAAACCAACAUCGUUGGGUAAUAUUCAAAAACAAGUGAAUCAUUUAUACAAGGAAAUGAAUACAAGGAAUGAUCAGUAUCAGUCAGAUCUAGAUAAGACAAUAAAAGUGGUCAUAUCACAAUUCGAGAAGAAUAUCAAAAAACUGAUACCUUCUAAUAUACUUGAUUUUCAAGCCCAGUUGGAACUGUUGAAUACAAAAGUAAAUUCUUUAUCAUCGUCUUUGACAAACUGGGACACAAUGAAUAAAGAUUAUCGUUCUAAAUUUUCCAUGGAAAAUAUAACUGAAUGGCACGAUAAACUUAUUGAAGAACUAAAUCACCGUUUGCCAAAUGAAAUACCUGUAGUAGUGAAUGGCACCUCAUCGAUGUUAGUUAUUCCAGAAUUACAUGAAUAUAUAUCUGGGUUAUUGUCAGAUUUGAUUCAACAUGUUGAACCAACAGAUCUAAAAUCAGAACUAAAGUACGAUCUUAACGAAUAUAUUAAAGAAGUCUUGGAGAAUCAACUUCAAUAUGUUGAUAAGGAUUAUUUUAUCACAGAAUUAAACAGAAAUUUACAAUUGAACAAGCAUGAAAUAUGGCAAGAGGUCAGCACAAAAUUAGAACAAAUAGAAAAUGAAAAUGCAAAAUACAAAAGUUCAAUAAAUAUUUCUCCUGAUCAAUAUUCGACAAUAUUGUUAAAAAAAAUGGUAAAUAAAAUUUACAAUGCCAAUCAACAUCAAUGGGAAGAUGAUUUAGAUUUCGGUAGUCUUUCUAUGGGUACUAGAUUAUUAAAUCAUUUAACUUCUUCCACAUGGAAAUACGGUUAUGGUACAUCUCCAAUAGAAUUGUUAUCGACGACGAGAGGUAGUUCUACUUAUUGGCAAUGUGACUCAACUAAUGACUGUUCUUGGGCAAUUCGGUUUCAACAGCCAUUGCAUUUAUUUAGAAUAUCAUAUGUCCAUGGUAGAUUAACAAAUAACGUCCACAUGAUGAAUUCUGCGCCAAAGGUUAUUUCAGUAUAUGUCAAACUCGCUGAUGAUAGGUCGUCUAUUUCAAAAUUUUUGGAUACUGCAAAACUAUUUAAACAAGGUCAGUUGUUUGCUAAGGAUUCGACGUAUAUUAAAAUCGGUCAAUAUAACUAUAACUUGGCAGAAACCGAAAUAAGGCAACAAUUUCCUUUACCACCUUGGUUUAUCAAACUAAGGCCAUUAGUGCACUCCAUUGUUUUUCAAGUUGAUGAAAACUAUGGUAACCGUGAGUUUACCUCAUUAAAGAAGUUUGUCGUAAAAGCUAUAACACAAUCUGAUUUGGAGAUCACUAGCGCAGGUGAAUUUCCAUUUAAAGCAGGAGAUAUCCCAGAUUAUUCAUCACCUAGUUAUUUAGAUGAUUUUGAAAGGUUGCAUUUGAAGACUCCAAGAAGAAAUAAUGAUGGUGACGAUCCUGAUCAAGAACCAAAGUUUGAUGACAGUGAUAACAUCCCUUCAUUUGGUCAAGAUGAAUUGGAUAUUUAG